UAUCAUUGUCAGCGGAUGCUUAUAGAAAGAAGCGAUUCGUGAGACACAACAAUGGGUCUUGCAGAAAGCCCAUCACCCGUGGUCCAAGGCCCAACAUCUUGUGAAAUUGUAGAAAAGUCGUGGAAGAAGAGACUGUUGUUGAAAGAUGCUAGAAGAUCUUUUACAUCUAUCUUUAUGAAUAUAGCUGCAGCAUGUUUCUUGUACAUGGAAAUGACAUACAGCAUUGUGGCAGGAGGUUUGGACAUGAAUAGCAGUUUUCUGUGGUACAUUGAGUUCAUCGUGUUUUUGGUAUUCAUGCUAAAUAUAGCCUUUGACGUAUUCAAAUAUAUAUCGUAUUAUGUGUUCAGUCGACAAGUGGAAGUUACACGGGUUCAGAAACAGCUUCUUGGUGUACGAGAUAAUGAUCCUGGAUUUACGCUGUCUCCAGUGAGGCCUCUGUCAUCACCUGGUAGCGAGCAUAGUCUAGUUUUCUCGAGCUCUCCAUCAAGCCAGACAGCUUACUCCCCAACAUCUAGCCCCUGGAGCAGCAUGGGUCAUGUGACACCUACUAAUUUGGGUUCCUUUAUGGGAGCACAGAGUUAUGCAAGUCCAGGUGCAUCAUUUUUGUCAACAUCAGGUGGCCACUAUUCAUCAUUUGACAGGAGUGCAAGUUUUUCACACAGCAAUAUGUCGGGAUAUUCGUCAGGUGCUUCAAUGUCACAAAGUUUACCAUACUCUCCGGGAAUGUCCAUGUCAAGUCUGGACUGCAGUGGUCUCCGUUCUCGUCUCUCCCUGUCCUCGUCAUUCAGGUCUCCAUCUCCUUCAGACAAGAUGACAGACCUGCAGUCAUUGUCCAUGUAUCUUAAAGAGCAGGAUGAAAAAGAAUAUAGGGCACAUCUCAGUUCUCAGGAUAUGUCUUUAAACGGUUCCUCAUUCUGGAGUUACGGUCGACCGAGCAUUGAUUACAGUCAUAUACUGAGAAAAAACCAGUACCAGUUAGCUAGCAGAUCACCUCAGUAUCACAAGUCGGGGGCAGAUGACAAUGACAAUAUGGGAGAAGAGGUGUGGAGACCACUGGGUGUUACUGAUGAUAAUUUAUUCCUCUGGAUUGAAAGGCUUAGAAAGUGGCUUGGUAACACUAUAAUGGUGAAAUUGGCACGUGAAAUAGACAAUGUAAAUUCACAACUUAGAAAGAUUGGAUCUGAAGAUACUGAAAUUGGUGAGGUUGGAGUGUCAAUAUUGAAACAGCUAGCGUUAACAAAGGGUAGUUAUGUACCUACACUGAAUGUGCUGGUUCCGUACCUGGACUUCACAUCUUAUCAAGAAUAUCUAGUCAAGAGAAUCAAAGAGUUAGGUAGUGACGGGUGUCUCAGUGAGUAUUCUUGGUGCAGCGGAGGUUCAGGUGGUCAGUAUGGCAAAGCCUGGGGUGAACAUCUACCUACAGAUGCUGGGUUGGUGAUGCAUAUGCUAUGUUGCUACCUGGAUUCUAGGUUACCACCUGACCUCAAAUAUCCUGAUGGUAAAACUUUCACAUGUCAGCAUUUCAUCAAAACACCAGAUACGCCAGAUUUGGAAAAGGACAAUCUGUUACUGUAUCAGAGCAGCAUCAAUCCACCACAUUUCCAAGUUGUCAUUAAAGAUACUUUACACAAUCUACCCAAGGGGCGGAAUAAUCUUUUCCAUGCCAUACUGUUUUUCCUGCAUCAUAUAAAACACACAGAAAAUGGAAUGCUUGGGAGAGUCAACCUUGGAAUGUCGGGAGUUAAUAUACUACGGGUGAUUGAUAACUGAAAGAGAAAUGGCAUGACUGCAUAUGAGAUUUUACAGUGUCUGAUAGAGAACAAAAGACAUCAGGAGAGGGUGGGGGAUCUUCAGUGCUAUAGAUUACUAAACAGUGUCACUUUGAUCUCCUUACGAGUGAAUACAUGGUGUGAAAUAGAUACAAUAAUGAAAGUAUUGCAUGAUACAAUAGAUAAGGAAACAGUGUUGGGAUCUACAUUGUGCUAUAGGUCAUUGUACAAUUUCAGUUGCAUCUGCUGUAGGUUAUAUCAUGUGUGUAUCUCUAAUGUGUCUAAGAUAACUGGACAACGAGUAGAUAUAAUGUUAUAUAAGGAGUGAAGCUACCAGAUGCAAAAUACUGAACAGAAUUACAAGGAUACCAUGUUUGUAUUUUCAGUUAUCAGGAUAGAAGGAAAUGAAUUUUAAAUUUGAAGAAAUAAAAUGUAUGUAAAGUUUUCACUGUUCAAGAAGUGAACUGUUACAAUAUGUGGUCAUUUUAAAAACGUGCAGUAUUAUACAUUUUUAUUCAUGGUGCGGGAGAUAUUACCACAUUAUUGGGCUUGUGACAAACUUGUAAAUAAGGCUAGCAAGGGGGUUGUUUCAGUUUCAUGACUGCACUAAUACAGGAGAAAUAGCGUGUUUUUCAAAUUUUUUAUGAUGAAAUGGCAGUCCAGCCGAAGAGUAUGAAUUUAACUGCAAGUUUACAGUGUUGUACAGUUUACAAGCUAAAUAAAUGUAGCUAAUUAAGCGGGGAAUCUGUGACUCAUCACUGUUUUAAACUGUUUCUAAAUCUUGGUAGCAUACGUUUUGCUGUUUGGUUUUCAUACAGGAAUGAUACAUGCUUCAUAUCAAGUGGCAGCUAUAAUGUGAACAUUGACUGUUUUUAAAACUUACAUGAAUAUGAUAAUGUAUAUUUGUACAAAAUAAAAGAAAAAAUUCUA
Molecule: messenger RNA, 2699 nt
Organism: Mercenaria mercenaria
Lineage: Eukaryota; Metazoa; Mollusca; Bivalvia; Venerida; Veneridae
Product: transmembrane protein 209-like
Exons: 16
Coding region: 52-1770 (572 amino acids)
Cellular component (GO): membrane
Source: RefSeq, a predicted model, not a curated record